Messenger RNA from Papilio xuthus (Asian swallowtail), 801 nucleotides. Its product is annotated as cytochrome P450 6B6-like. The transcript is spliced from 2 exons. Gene Ontology annotation, molecular function: heme binding; monooxygenase activity; iron ion binding. The record is from RefSeq and is a predicted model, not a curated record. Lineage: Eukaryota; Metazoa; Arthropoda; Insecta; Lepidoptera; Papilionidae. The annotation marks the transcript as partial.
AUGCUUAAAGAGAUGUUCCCUGAAGCAUGCAAACAUUUUAGAAUAUUUAGCAAAAUAGAAAAAGACGCGUACGCCCUUGUCAAAACUAUUCUGCAAAAGAGAAAUUACCAACCAUGCGGUAGACACGAUUUCAUCGAUCUUCUUCUGGAAAGUAAGCAAAAAGGAAAAAUGGUUGGUCAAUCUAUAGAAUCAGUAAAGUCGAAUGGCAUGCCUGAAGAAGUAUCUUUGGAGUUGACCGAAGAAUUAAUGAUGGCUCAGAUUGUAGUUUUCUUCGCUGCGGGAUUCGAAACUUCAUCUUCCUCAACCAGUUAUACGCUGCAUGAACUUGCAUACAAUCCUGAGGAACAGCGAAAAGUGCAAGAAGAAGUCGACAGAGUUUUAGCGAAAUACGAUAACAAGCUAUGCUAUGAUGCGGUUUCUGAAAUGACUUACUUACAUUGCGCUUUCAAAGAAGGCAUUCGAAUGUUCCCAUCGUUGGGUCACUUAGUAAGAAAAUGUGCCCGCAAGUACACAUUCCCCGACUUGGACCUGACUAUAGACGAGGGCGUUUCACUAUUUAUACCAGUGCAGGCGUUGCACAUGGAUCCGCUGUAUUUCGAGGAGCCCGAGAAAUUCAAGCCAGGUCGUUUCUUAACGGAUUUCAUUAACCCAUUGACCAAACAUAUAUAUUUACCAUUUGGAGAAGGUCCCCGGGCAUGUAUUGGUGAGAGACUGGGUCUGAUGCAGUCAUUGGCUGGUAUGGCGGCGGUGCUGUCGCGCUACUCGGUUGAACCCGCGCCGGAAACCUUGCGCCAUCCUAGG